Plasmodium fragile is the source of this 975-nucleotide messenger RNA. RefSeq lists its product as uncharacterized. Bases 1 to 975 code for a protein of 324 amino acids. The record is from RefSeq and is a predicted model, not a curated record. The transcript is spliced from 2 exons. Lineage: Eukaryota; Apicomplexa; Aconoidasida; Haemosporida; Plasmodiidae. Gene Ontology annotation, cellular component: endoplasmic reticulum membrane. Gene Ontology annotation, biological process: fatty acid elongation, saturated fatty acid; fatty acid elongation, polyunsaturated fatty acid; fatty acid elongation, monounsaturated fatty acid. Gene Ontology annotation, molecular function: fatty acid elongase activity.
AUGAUAACAAACAUGGUGAUCAAAACGAACGACUCGGGAUAUUUUCGCAUCCUGGGGAACGUGCGAAAUUACCCCACGAAGCCCGUCUUCAGGAUCGAGGAUGUGUUUCCCUCCUGCGCCUGGAUCAGCUUCCAGUGGGAGCGCACCUUCAAGCCAUUCGGAUUCAUCGAGCUGGUUCAUGGCAAGUACCUGGCGUGCCCGCUGAUCGUGUUGCUCUACCUGCUCAUGUGCAGGUACGGCCCCGCCAAAAUGAAAAACAGAAAAGAGUUUGAUUUACGCAGAGUGGUCAUCUUGUGGAACGUCCUCUUGUCCCUCUUUAACCUGAUCGUCGUGGUGAAGCUAACCCCAGUCCUGCUAUACACAAUAUACAAAUACACAUUCACAGGAUUGCUCAUCAUCCCACCUAUAUACACCUACGCCUUUGGCACCCCGGGCUUGUGGAUCUGCCUCUUCAUCGUGUCCAAGUUCCUGGAGCUAGCGGACACUCUCUUUUUAAUUUUAAGAAAAAAGAAAAUCACGUUACUGCACUGGUUCCAUCACUCAACCGUCUUGCUCUACACCUGGGACACAUACUAUUCUGAAGUCCCUGCAGGAUUCGUUUUUAUUUUAAUUAACGCAUUUGUACAUACCAUUAUGUAUAGCUAUUAUGCCAUGAGCACUGUGUGGAGGAAGCCAUUAUCAUGGAACAUCUUAGUCACCUUGCUUCAGAUUAUUCAAAUGGUCUUGGGCAUCCUCCUAACACUUUACUGUCUCCACAUAACAUACACGUAUAAAUAUAACACCUACUGGGACCUCAGAUCGCUUAGAAAAAUGCAGAACAAAUUUACUUUCCACUAUGGCCACUACGUGUCCCGGACGAAUAUUGCUUACGCCGUGCUUAUGUACUUGUCGUACUUGAUCCUGUUUGGUAAAUACUUUUACCACCGCUACGUGUGCACAGUGCCCAAGCACGUGGGGAAGGAGAAGCCGGCCUGA